Ambispora leptoticha is the source of this 1881-nucleotide messenger RNA. Lineage: Eukaryota; Fungi; Glomeromycota; Glomeromycetes; Archaeosporales; Ambisporaceae. The record is from the annotation of a GenBank genome assembly.
AUGUCAUAUUCAGGACAAUUAUCUCUCUUCCAUAUCAAUCUUCCACCGGACACAGAUUGCCUAAAAACACAAUGUCUAUGUGACUUUCGAUUAUCGAUAGCAGAUUGCGACUACGAACAACGACAAGAAGGUUAUACUUUACUUUGGCGAAAUUCAUAUAUUCUUGUGGCAACUACGUGUUUUUUAGUGGGAUUUGUGCAACUGAUCGUUUUGGCAUCUCGAAUACGACGAUUAAAUCGACGAAAACAACCAUGGAAGAGUCCUUUUAUCAAUGAUAAUAUUCAACAUAGUCCUGUUCAUGAUAAAAAUAAUAGUAUUUCUAGGUCUACUAGGAGUGGCAGUGACAGUGUCAUCAGUAGUAGUAAUAGUAGUCAUCAUAAAACAGGAGGAGGACAAGAAUUUCACGCGUUCUUUCUUCGGAAAUCUCAUAGUGUUGGAAUGAUACGACCAAAGCCUGUUGAGAUGUUUUUAUUAUUGACAGCUUUGUUCAAUAUAAUACGUGGUGUUGAUUGUGUGUUGGUGAUUACAAAUGCUGCAUCGAAUCUUGCCGUAAAAGAAGUCAUGUUCGAAAUAGGAUGGCAAUUUGCAUUUUGGGGAAUUUUAUGUUACCUAAUCGGCGCAUUAUACACUAUUCCACGCGCAUUGAAUUUAACGCGUGACACCAUCACCACAAGUUAUAUCAAAGUAUGGAUGCCAACUCCAUUUUUCAUGGAUCUAUUCGCGCUGUUUCUCGUGGUAGGCCCAAUCUCGACGCUGAUACUUUUUUCGGUGCUAUCGGGUUUGUCCGCGAAUCAGGGUAAUUUGGCCUCGGCGAACUUUUAUCGUCGGGUGCAUUAUGGGUUCUGGUUUCUUUAUUUGUUGGUUAUGGCGACGGGAUUGCUUUACUUUGGCGAUCGCUUGGUGAAGUCCAUUCAGUCGCGUAUUCGUCAUAUGAAGCGAACUAGUAUGUCGCAUAAUGAAAAAAUUAAUUUAUUGAGGAAGGCAAUGUCGAAUGUAAAAACAACCAUGAUUUAUCUAGCGUCUAUAGUAUUAUUCCUAUCCCUAGCAUCACUAGUAUAUGCAGCCUUCCGUGAACAAAUACACAAACAUGCAGCUUUGAAUGUUUUCUUUGGUCUCGCCUGGACUCUAGUGUGUCCUAUAUCAUUCGGUAUCACAACAAUUGCAAUUAUUUUUGGUGGUCCAUCAUUCACCCAGAAUCUCUUCUCGUCUUCCUUGAUACCGAGUAGUAGGAAUAGUGUUGGAUUGAGUACUUCGUUAUCUUUUGAUAACGAAAUUAAUCCUCCUAGCGAAAUUAGUUCUCCUAGCAUGUCGAAGUUCUCUACCGCUAGGACAUCAAUGUCAGGGGUUGAUUUUGGUGGUGGCGUGAAUUCAUCGAACAGGUUUAGUUUAGCCUCUUCAACUGGCAGUAUGUUCUCAAUACCGUCACAUAAGGAACCUAAACCAAUUUUCGUGGCACAACAUCGAAAUCAAUGGUCAAUUUCAUCUGCAGCUUCUAGUUUAAUGAAUAACACUUUUUAUUUACCAAUGCAAUCCCCAACGCCACAUCCUCUACUUAAUCAAAAACCAUUACCAAAUCCUUCUGUGAGCUUAGCGGAUAAUAACCAAAUACAGAAAGAAUCAAAUUCGCCGUCAUCACCAACAAUUAAAGAAAAUGUCGUGAAAUUCUCAUUACCAGCUAAAGAUGUCGUUAAGUCUGAACCAGCAAACAAAUCAACAAUAACAGUAGGAAAACACAUAACAAUAUCAUCCCCUCCUUCGAAACCACAACAAUCACUGUUAUAUCGAUACCGAUACCUGGAGAUCCGGGCUUGUCAGUCUUGGGUGAUAACGGUAACAAUAAAAGGAGUAGCAGUAGAACUGUUUAAACAAGCUACGAGCUGA